AUGAUAAAUGGUUAAUAAUUUCUGUACCUAUUUAUGUUUUGAUUGGUUUUGUUUUGACUGUUGUGUGACAGGUAUCGUAUCAUCACAGCUGCAUUUGUAAACUUAUCUAAACAGUGGACUGCUUUGAUUCCUUUGAUUGCUUUCUUGCGAAUAUAGUGUUAUUGUGUAAUAAUACUCGAAAAGAAUUCUAUUAAUUUAUAUAUUUCAGUAAAGUUAUUAGAAAACCUUCAAUAUAUCGCUCCUAAGGGAACUACUCCGUACACUCAUGGAAGAGAAUGCGGCAGACAGUGACAGCGACCACAAUGAGUCUGAAUCAGAGGAGAUGGCCCUAGUGGGGGUAGAAGACGGUGAAGCGGGGAUGGUGGUAAUGGCUGUGGGAGACGGCGGCGACACGGAGGCCGGUGGGGGCACGGACCCCGACGGGGGAGGUGACGACGAGGAGGUGCAGGAGUUUGACAUCAGCCUGCCAGCAACACACUCGUAUCUGGGUACAGACUUGGAGCAGCUGGGCGGGCGGCGGGUGCUGGAGGCGGGCUGGACGGGCCGUGUGCCUGGCAUGGCACAUCAUGGAACCGUGUUCCCUGGAGAGACUGUUCCCAUGCUGCUGACACCUGAGCCCCUCCGGGACGUGAUUCUUCAGGAGCGGAUGUUCUGUCUGCUCUGUCCAGACGAAUCCGGCAUGGACGUGUCAGGGCUGGGCGUCCUCUGCGAGGUGCUGGCUGGAGCCGCGGCGGCUGGCGUGGUGGCGCGCGCCUCCCACCGCGUGCGGCUGAAGCAGCCACGCAGCCGCCACGGAUACGCCUUUAGGAAUAUGCAGAUGUUGGAAGUAGAGGUGCUGCCGGAGUUGGCGCCGGGCGACCCGCUGAGGCCCUCUCGGCUCGCCUCGCUCGACCCGCUGAGGCGGCCGCAAAAUACGAGGCAAGAGCGAAUCCUGCGGCGUAUGGACGCCGCGACAUCCCCAUGGCCAUCCUUCGUGUGGCAUAUUUUCGACUAUCGCCGUCUGCGCGCUCGCCUCACGGACCACUUUGCCACGCUCAGCCUUGAGGACAAAAUGCCGCUGGACGCCGUGUCGCUGUCGUUCUGGGUGGCGUCCAACCUGACGCUGUCGGCGCGCGACCGCAACGCGCUGUUCGCCGUCGACAACGCGCUGCUGCGGCUGAGCCUCGCCCUACGGUUCAUAGACAAGUCAACAGCAUUAUGCUGCGGCACCUGCGGCGCGGAGCUGUCCCGGCGCUCGCACAUGUUCGCCAUGUCCAGCGACGGCGUGCACGCCAACUACACUAAUUAUGGUGGCUUCAUGCACGACGUGGUAACAGUCCGAACAGCGCACGACACGUUACUGGGCCCUCCCAGCGCGGAGUACUCCUGGUUCCCCGGCUACACGUGGCGCGUGGCGCAGUGCGGCGCCUGCGGCACGCACGUCGGCUGGAGGUUCGACGCGAUGAAGCGCAAGCUCCGGCCGGAGCAGUUCUUCGCGCUGUGCCGCAACGUGGUGAUGCCGCGCGCCGAGCACCACCACGCCGACGACGACGCCGACGCGCUCUGAACACUCACGCCGAU
Messenger RNA from Cydia fagiglandana, 1560 nucleotides. RefSeq names its product protein cereblon-like. Gene Ontology annotation, biological process: protein ubiquitination. The record is from RefSeq and is a predicted model, not a curated record. The transcript has 10 exons. Bases 266 to 1546 code for a protein of 426 amino acids. Gene Ontology annotation, cellular component: Cul4A-RING E3 ubiquitin ligase complex. Lineage: Eukaryota; Metazoa; Arthropoda; Insecta; Lepidoptera; Tortricidae.